AUAUACUGGACUCGUCAGUGGAAGGGUUUAGUUAAAAAUAUUGACAAACUGUAUGAAUUAAAUAUUUUUUAUACAAACAAAAGAAAACGGUGGUACAUAACCUUAGUGCCAUUGUGACUUUUUAUUUUAUUUUACUUUUUUUUUUUUUUUUUUUUUUUUUUGAUAAUGAGAAGUAGACGUUUUCUGGAAAGGCGAAACGCAUAGUAACUGUACUUUCUUACUACCUGCUUCAGGUAGACUACCACAAUAUUGUUGAAUUAUUUUUCAUUAAAAUAUUGACGAAGGUCUUUGGGAUCAUGAAAAGAAGUUUGUCAGAAAUUUCCACUCGAGCUACAGCAGGUUGCCUUUCUGUGCCACUCUUCAAUCAGAAAAAAAGGAACAGACUACCACUUACCUCAAAUCCUAAUGAAUGUAAUCUAAGCUCUAAUAAUGCACAGUACUCCAGCCAGAAAUUUGAGGUUUCUGUCCAGACAUCUGAAGGCACCACGGGAUUUUCUCAAAACAAAGUAACAAGUGACUUCAGAGUUGAACAGAAGAGCACCAUAAAGAAUCAAUCUGGAUGCCCAAGUUCAAGUCUUAGUUCAAAUGCCACAAGGAAUAAAAUGACACCAUUGUCUUACCCAGGACAUUUAAACAGUAGGUCUCAGGUGCAGCAGAAUGUUAAUACAAGUAUGUGGAAGAAAACUGACAGCCCAUCUCUCAGCAGCAGCAAAAAAAAUGAUGUCAGUUGUAGAGAAACAAUUCACAGACAGAGCACUCAUGUGAGUACCUCCAGUCAGUGUAGAGAACCUGCACCACACAUGAGUCAAGCAGGUACCCAAGGACAAAGAUAUCGGUUCACGUUGCAAAGGUCAAAAAGUUUUGCCUCGGAUACUGCAAGCAAAGGGCUCAAACUUCAGAAUGCAUCAUGGCAACGUCAGCCCUUUGCUCAGCAGAAUAAUUUCUGUGGGAAGAAUAGUGCUUGUCUUCCAAAUACUGUAGUAAUUCAGAAACCACCAGCAUUUCCAGUACAACAAGUAGAGAAGGAUCAUUCGUUACGGAUUCUAAGUGCAGCAGUCAAUGGUAUGAAACACUGGAGCCAGUACAGCUGUAGAACACCUUUGCUAUUUGAAGUGAUAGCAAUGCUGGACUCUGCUGUGACAAAUGGCGCUCAUGGUGCCAAGACUUUCCUUUUAAGAAGUGGAAAGGAUACUGUACAAUGCAUCUUUUAUGAAACUGAUCGUGAUCUUCCAAGGCUGAUUAGAGGCCAGAUUCACAGAUGUGUGGGCAGCUAUGACAAGGAAAGAUAUCUUUUUAAGUGUGUAUCAGUAAGGCCUGCUUCGACUGCAGAAAAAGCAGUGUUCCAGAGGUUUAUAGCAGCCACAGAUGCUGAAAUGCGAAACUAUGUUAAAGGACUGAGUGAAAUUUGAAAAUAUGUUUGCAGUAAUUCAAAUUCAAAAGUGAUGCAUGCAGUUUAUUAAUAACAUGCAGUUUAGCAGUUGUGCAGGUUUUAAGGGAUGGCAACACAGACUGAUUAAAAAAUCUUUUUUGAGUCAUGGUUCAUAUUUCCAUUGUGAAAACUGCAGUGGUUGUUUUAUUCUGUUGUAUAGACAUCCCAUUUUGUUUGGUUUUGUAAAAUGUUCUUUCCUAGUUUGUGCCUUUGAUAUUUUACAGGCUUGACACCAGAUAAUCAUCUCUAAGUGUGUGUGUAUGUUUGUGUGUGUGUGCAUGUGUGUUUGUGUGUGUGCACGUGCAUAUGCGUG
Messenger RNA from Protopterus annectens (West African lungfish), 1742 nucleotides. RefSeq names its product spermatogenesis associated 22 (gene SPATA22). NCBI's taxonomy places the organism in Eukaryota, Metazoa, Chordata, Ceratodontiformes, Protopteridae. The record is from RefSeq and is a predicted model, not a curated record. The transcript is spliced from 8 exons. The coding region runs from base 297 to 1409 and encodes 370 amino acids. Gene Ontology annotation, biological process: regulation of meiotic cell cycle; gamete generation; meiotic DNA repair synthesis.